UCAGUAGUCAUUGCUGUCGCAAGAUUUACCAAUUUAAAAUCUUUUUAAAAACCAAACUUUCCAUCCGUCCAGCUUUAGAUUGUCUAAACUUCUCAAGCGAACCACAUAAAGAUGAAUUUUACCAUCCGCCUAAGCGUUAUGCUGGCUAUUUUGAUUGGCCUCUCGGGCAACGCAAGAGCCGACUUGAAUAGAGAUGAUGUUAAUAGGCUUCAGGAAUUGCUUCAAGUUCUGCCAGGGACUAAUCCGGAUAUGCAAAUGCAGAUGGCCACGCUGAUUUGUCAAUACCGAAAGGGCAAUUCAGAUAUGGGUGAAAUUAAUGGAUACAUCCUCCGACUGCGAGAACUGCUCCUAGUUCACCCAGGUACUGAUCCGGACACCCAGAUGCAGAUUGUAAACCAAAUUUACGAGAUGUGCAGGGGUCAGGGAUCAGUACUCGAUGUGGACGGUAGGUGCCUUGGUGGUCUAUCUGAUUUGAUAAUCCAGGCAAGGAAUAUAAACUGGAUACAGAAGUAUAUAAGAGAACAUUAAAAGGGCAAGUGUUGUUGGUUUAAAUAAAUGCAAGCAAACAACACAAAUAGAAGAUAAGCAAAUGUAUAUUUCGAUAAGCACAUUGACUUAUUUCAGCCGAAAUAAAAACGGGUUCGAAAACAAAACCUAUAA
Drosophila elegans is the source of this 660-nucleotide messenger RNA. RefSeq lists its product as uncharacterized. The record is from RefSeq and is a predicted model, not a curated record. Lineage: Eukaryota; Metazoa; Arthropoda; Insecta; Diptera; Drosophilidae. The transcript has 2 exons. Bases 112 to 528 code for a protein of 138 amino acids.